CAGUAUCGCCAACCUACGACAAACGUUCAACUCAACAGUCAACGCGAUCAGGUAACUUAUCGCAAUCAUGGCUGUCGGAAAGAACAAGCGCCUCUCAAAGGGAAAGAAGGGUAUCAAGAAGAGAACCAUCGAUCCCUUCACCCGCAAGGACUGGUACCAGAUUAAGGCACCAACCUCGUUCCAGAUUAGAGAUGUCGGCAAGACUCUUGUCAACAGGACUACCGGUCUCAAGAACGCCAACGACUCCCUGAAGGGCCGUAUCGUCGAGGUCUCCUUGGCCGAUCUCCAGAAGGAUGAGGACCACGCUUUCCGCAAGAUCAAGCUCCGUGUCGAUGAGGUGCAGGGAAAGAACUGCCUGACGAACUUCCACGGUCUCGACUUCACAUCCGACAAGCUGAGGUCCCUGGUCCGCAAGUGGCAAUCGUUAAUCGAGGCCAACAUCACCGUCAAGACGACCGAUGACUACCUCCUCCGCCUCUUCGCGAUCGCCUUCACCAAGCGCCGCCCCAACCAAAUCAAGAAGACCACCUACGCUGCUUCUUCGCAAAUCAGAGCCAUCCGCAGGAAGAUGACUGAGAUCAUCCAGCGCGAGGCCUCGAGCUGCACCCUUACCCAGCUUACCGCCAAGCUCAUCCCGGAGGUUAUCGGCCGCGAGAUUGAGAAGGCUACACAGGGAAUCUACCCUCUCCAAAAUGUUCACAUCCGCAAAGUCAAGCUCCUGAAGGCACCCAAGUUCGACCUCGGCGCCCUUCUUAACCUCCACGGCGAGUCAAACACGGAUGAGCAGGGACAAAAGGUUGAGAGGGAGUUCAAGGAGACGGUCCUGGAGCAGGUAUAAAGUGCUGUACUAGCGGGGUUUUGAUUGGUCAUGUUCAUUAGGGCAAAGGUCUUGCUUUCGGCAUAUGGCGUGACUUGCAUCACCUCUCAGGCAUUUGGGAGUCAUUCAAAAUCAAAUAA
Molecule: messenger RNA, 957 nt
Organism: Pseudogymnoascus destructans
Lineage: Eukaryota; Fungi; Ascomycota; Leotiomycetes; Thelebolales; Thelebolaceae
Gene: RPS1
Product: ribosomal 40S subunit protein S1B
Exons: 5
Coding region: 68-838 (256 amino acids)
Biological process (GO): translation
Cellular component (GO): ribosome; cytosol
Molecular function (GO): structural constituent of ribosome
Source: RefSeq, a predicted model, not a curated record